UGGACCGUGCACUUGCUCAUGGCUUCAUCCAAUGACCAGUGUACUUCACUGCCACCCUCAACGAUCCCAAAUAAUGACGCUGUCGCGAUCCUUGGUGUAUGGGAGGCUCCCUGGAGAGACCGGCAGCGCUUCUUACAAUCGCGCGGCUACAUGCUACGACCUCGCUAUCAUCCUGACUGGGUUCCCUCGUGGAGAACAAACAACCAGAGCAUCAUUUGGUGCGAGGACGCCUUGAGCGCACCGUUGCGCGAAAACCUGAUAGACGCGAGGCGUAUGUCCGACGAUAUGCUUGUCUACAUCAAAAGAGUGAAGGCCGGGGACAACGAAAGCCGUAUCACCACCAUGCUUUCAUCUGAACGUCUCCGACAGGAUCCCCGGAACCAUAGUGUGCCAGUUCUCGACCUCUUUCAAGACGAUGAAGACCCAGGAAUCUCAUAUAUGGUUAUGCCAUUCUUACGACUCAUAGAUAGCCCUCAGCUUGACCUUGUCGAAGAGGUCGUCGAGUUCAUUGAUCAAACUUUGGAGGGACUUGUGUUUAUGCAUGAACAAGGGGUGGCACAUCGUGAUUGCACGUAUAAAAAUCUUAUGAUGGAUGCAGCCGCCAUGUACCCACGAGGGUUCCAUCCUAUCAACGAAUCCUUCCUACCAAAUGCAAAAACCAUGGCUCGGCCUCGCCCGCGGACCUCUGUACCUGUGAGGUACUACUACAUAGAUUACGGGCUAUCGGUAGCCGUCGGUUCCGAUGGUAGAGAUCAAGAAGUGCCAGAGCUCUCAGGUGAUGUCCCAUACGACCCCUUCAAGGUGGACAUCUUCAUAGUGGGCAACUUGUUCCGCCGCAUGUUCCACGAUCGUUUGUCGAACGUCGAUUUCCUCGUGGCUCUGUUUGAGCCAAUGGUCAAGAGUGACCCUCUUGCCCGGCCUGAUGCUGUAGCUGCUCACCAACGGUGGCUCGCUAUCCGUGCUAUGGUGUCUCCCUUUACGCGGAGGUGGAGACUGCGACCUCGGCGCGAGCCCUGGCAAGAGACUGUAAUGUACGAAACAUACGCCUCGAUUAGCACUGCAUAUUUCUUCCGCGGAUAUCUUGUUGCGACAUGUAUACUGGUUGUGGUGAUUUAUCAUGGCAUAGUGUAAU
Fomitopsis serialis is the source of this 1132-nucleotide messenger RNA. RefSeq lists its product as uncharacterized. Gene Ontology annotation, biological process: protein phosphorylation. Bases 19 to 1131 code for a protein of 370 amino acids. Gene Ontology annotation, molecular function: ATP binding; protein kinase activity. The record is from RefSeq and is a predicted model, not a curated record. NCBI's taxonomy places the organism in Eukaryota, Fungi, Basidiomycota, Agaricomycetes, Polyporales, Fomitopsidaceae. The transcript is spliced from 6 exons.